AUGUCGACAUCAACAUCGACAUCACCGUCAACACAACGACCACCGCCAGAGAACCACAAUGGCUCCGGGUCCCCCUCCGGUCUAGGUCCAGGUCCAAGUCCAAUUCCAGGCCAGGGCCAGCAGCAACAGCAACAGCAGCAACACAAGCGAGUUUACCAAGCCUGCAUCCCUUGCAGAAGAAGAAAGGUAAAAUGCGACUUAGGAUCUGUCGAUAACCCAAACGAACCACCAUGUGUGAGGUGCCGACGAGAAAGCAAAGAAUGCUAUUUCUCUGCUACAAGACGAAAGAGGAAGAAUGAAGAAGGCGGACCCGAUAGCCUGGAUGGCUACGAACAGGACGACUACCUCGUUCGCAACGGCAGGAAGAUGCCACAAAGCUCCCCUCACGCCAGCAUCAGACAGUCGUCAAUAGGUGCUUCAGAAUCCGCCAGAUCAGCAAACCAGUAUGUGGAUAAUGCGCCCGCGGCUCCUGGACCGCCGUUGACGCCUGGUGGAUCCAUCGGCAGAACGCAGCCUUUGCGCCGGCCGACAGAACAGCGGAAAGGCGAUUUUCCAAAAGACGAGCGACAAUCCGAUGGGUCAAAUACACAAUUGGAGAACUUGGAGGCACAGGAGGUUAUGCGACGAGAGGUCUAUGGACCCCACGAUGCUCUGGAUCUAUUGUAUAAGGCUGCGACAAAUAGUCCAGGUCACAAGAGAAACAACAGCCAGGUAUCUUCUAUGCCCAGUAGUACUACGCCUGGCCACCAGGCAUUGGCUUCUCCUCUACACAACCUCAACCAACCCAUUCAGGUCAGCAGCGGUAUGAGGCCUCCAAAGCGACGGAGAGAUACCACCAUUGAUCCCUCUUUAUCUUCCGUAGCACCAAAUGGGCGACCAGAGAGAAUACAGGAACAAGGCUAUAAGGAUGCAGUAAAGGCCUGGUCCCGAUUCAGAUUUGUGCGAGCUGGAUGGUUUACUCCUAGCGAAGCAAUCGACUAUAUUGAUUACUAUUAUGAAUACCUCAGUCCACUAACACCAAUCUCCCCACCAACGUUCAGAGAUACAGGAACCCACCAUACGUUGCUCAUCGAAGAGCCUAUUCUGACUGUCACUCUUCUGACAAUCGCUACUCGCUACCGACAGAUCCCAGGUCCCGGAGGCCAUUGUAGAUCGCAUGCUAUCCAUGAACAACUCUGGACUUAUCUUCGGGGAAUGAUCGAACGCUGCCUGUGGGGCCAGGAAGCAUUUGGAGGUGGUUUCUGCGGCUCUGGAGGAGAAUCCGAGGCUCAGACGUCGAGCACAGCACCUUGGCGUGGCUUGCGGAAAGGCAGUCUGAGAACGCUAGGCACGAUUGAAAGUCUCAUGAUCCUGACAGAAUGGCAUCCUCGAGCGCUUCACUUCCCUCCUGCAGAGGCAACAGACGAGCUGAUGCUUCCUUCCUACGAUACUCCGGAUACUUAUAGCACAGACGAUGAUGGCAUGCCUCGUCUCCCCAGAGGUGUCGGUGGCAAGAGAAUUGAAAGUUGGCUAGAGCCGGCUUGGAGAAGUGACCGCAUGUGUUGGAUGCUGCUGAGCACAGCAAUGGGUCUAUCUUACGAGCUUGGUGUUUUUGAUGAGAUUGAAGAGCUUUUAGCUCAGGGGGGAGAGAUGACUCGGCCUGAGUACGAAGACGAGGCAUAUCGUCUGCGGGCUGCUAGAAUCAAGCGGCUUUUGCUGAUAUACGUCACACAACUGGCCGGUCGUCUUGGAUGGACAAAUAUGGUUCCCGAGAACCUGCGCGUUGGCGAUCCCGCCUUCGCUCCCCGCAAGAGAAAAGCUUCGUUAGACGGUAAGACUCCUGAGACAAAUACAACUGUGAGCACCGGCUUCAACUACAUCCCGAAUCUGGAGCUAGAUGAUCAGAUCAUCCACUGUUGGGCUGGUAUCAGUAACGCUAUGCGAAUCGGUAAUGACAAGCUCUUCAAGUCGAGGCAGCAUACUACGAGAAUUAUCAACGAUUCGACUUACAUCGAGCUACUGAAAGACUUCCAGCCUAUGCUGAGGGCAUGGAUGACUGAGUUUCAGAGAUUCAAGCUACCUCAGUACAUUGGAUGCAUCCUGCAAAUCGAAUACCAAUACGUUCGAAUUUACGUGAAUUCUCUAUCUCUUCAAGCUGUUGUUGAGAGAUGCAGUACUGAGGCUGGCAAUCGGAUUCUCACAACUGGACAUCAAGACAACAGAACGGCAACGGGACUCGAUAGCGCUACAUUGACAGAGAAUCAGCAGACAUACUACGGAAAGCUGCCGCUCUCGACUUUCGGUAGCUACACCUCAGCUGACCAAGACUAUGUUAAGGAGGUUGUCGAUGGAAGUCGUGAACUCCUGACGAUCGUAGUCGAUGGACUCCUACCUGGAGGCUAUCUCAAGCACGCCCCAGUACGCACCUACUUCCGAAUUAUCAGCGGUGCCAUGUUCUUGCUAAAGACAUUCGCCCUCGGUGCAACGAAGAGCGACGUAGAGAAGAGUAUCAGACUCAUGGACAGAGCGGUUGAUGCGCUACGAAACUGCGUGGUCGAUGAUGUUCACUUGGGAAUUCGUUUUGCAGAUCUCCUCGAAACUCUGACCUCUCGUCUGCGAAGCCGAUUCAUCAGUGCUCCCGGCCACUACACAUCUGGCGAGAACAUCAGCAGACAUCGCAGUCCAGUCAUGCAUCAUGAGGCAGACUCCAAGAGACAGAAGAUGGAUCAAAGUGACACGAUCCGAGAGUGGAGUGCUUCAACUCCAAAUUACGCCGUGAAUAACGGCGCUGAUCUGAACGUGUCAGCCACCCCCUUUGACCUCAACCAAGGCUCAUUUGUGGCCGCCCCUGGCGAUUCAUACAAUCAAGGCCCUGAGCCCGCCUACGGCAACGGCAUUGAUAUGCAAGAUGCCUUUGGCGACUGGAACGCGAACAAUGGCAAAGAUUUUUGGUAUCUACCGCCUGGUACAGCCUUCUAUCAGCAUCUCAACGACCAAGGUGUUACGCAGACUGCGGAGGGUGUUAACGUUGGAGGCAUGGAUUUGCUGGAUUUCAUGGCUUUGGACCCGCCCCCGCCUUUUGAUAACGAUGCGUUCCAAGGAGGCGUGUAA
Drepanopeziza brunnea f. sp. 'multigermtubi' MB_m1 is the source of this 3090-nucleotide messenger RNA. The record is from RefSeq and is a predicted model, not a curated record. Lineage: Eukaryota; Fungi; Ascomycota; Leotiomycetes; Helotiales; Drepanopezizaceae.